Molecule: messenger RNA, 5928 nt
Organism: Trichosurus vulpecula (common brushtail)
Lineage: Eukaryota; Metazoa; Chordata; Mammalia; Diprotodontia; Phalangeridae
Product: zinc finger and SCAN domain-containing protein 30-like
Exons: 4
Coding region: 201-1763 (520 amino acids)
Biological process (GO): regulation of transcription by RNA polymerase II
Molecular function (GO): RNA polymerase II cis-regulatory region sequence-specific DNA binding; DNA-binding transcription factor activity, RNA polymerase II-specific
Source: RefSeq, a predicted model, not a curated record
GUCACUGGCGCGGGACCAGCCCGAUUUUCGGGCUACAAACUCCAUCGGGCAUUUCUAGGCUUGAUCCUCACCGCCAUCUUCCCCGUGGGCAAGGAGGGGUAUCCUUGAAGAACAGCUCGAGAAGAAGAAUUUCUUUGAAGCACAAAGCCCUCUGGAGUGCUUAUUUAAAAAAAAAAAAACACCAACUUAUAUAACUUCAAAUGGCUCUAGAAUCCAGAGAGACUUCAGCACUGAAUUCACAGAAUCCAUCAGGGAAAGAGAGACUCCAAGUAGAGAAAGAAGAGGAUUACCUAUGGGGUAAGAGAGGUAGCCAGAAGAGGAAUGGCCCUUCCACCCAGGAGAUCUUCCGCCUGCAGUUCAGGCAGUUUGGCUACAGUGACACACCUGGACCCCGAGAGGCUCUGAACAAACUCUGGGAACUUUGCCAUCAGUGGCUAAGACCAGAGAUCCACACGAAGGAGCAGAUUCUAGAGCUGCUGGUCUUGGAGCAGUUCCUGACCAUUUUGCCAGAGGACCUGCAGAGCUGGGUGAGAGAUCAGCAUCCAGACAGUGGAGAGGAGGUGGUGACUGUGCUGGAAGAUUUGGAGAGAGAGCUUGGUGACGUAGGAUGUCAGGUUGCAUCAAGUACACAAAGAGAGUCAGAGGCCUGGGAGAAGAUGGCACCCUUGGGAGCAGCACAGCAUGCAUUGAAUAUCCAGCUUCAGCCUAUGAACACCCAGAUCAAGUGUGAGUCUCCAGAGCCCCAGUUCCUACAAGAAAGAGAUUUUGAGACUAGUACCAAGUGGUCCCUUCCAAAGCAGGAAUUUUCUGAAGCAGCAGAGUCACAGGAGAGGAUAUCUGGAAGAUUCCCAAUGGAUGUUUCCAAAGGAGCCAAGAUUGGAGAAGCCUGUGAAUGUGAAGACACUUUAGACAAGCAACAAGAAAACAAAAUGGAGAAAGUAGACGGAUCUCUUUCCCAGGAUGGAAAUUUUGUGGUAGUAACCAUCCCUUCUGAAAAAAUUCUCUUAGGAGAGAAUGGCCAUAGAUAUGAUGAGUGUGUGUGUACUUGUCAUUUGAACUCAAACCUGGUUAUACAACAUAGAAUUCCAGCAAGAGAGAAACCCCAUAUAUCUUCUAUAAAUGACCAAAGCUCCAGACAGAAUUCAUGUUUUAAUGUGCAUCAAACUAUCAUGAAAGUUUAUGAAUGUAAUGAAUGUGAGAAAACCUUUAAGCAGAACUCAGAUCUUAGAAAACAUCAGAGAGUUCAUAUGGGAGUAAAACCCCACAAAUGUACUCAGUGUGGAAAGGCAUUCAGUCAAGGCUCUGUUCUUAGGAAGCAUCAAAGAAUUCACACAGGAGAGAAGCCCUAUACAUGUGGUGAAUGUGGGAAAGCCUUUAGGGGGAGCUCAGACCUUAUUCAACAUCAAAGAAUUCACACUGGAAACAAACCCUAUGAAUGUAGCGAAUGUGGGGAAGCUUUUCGUAGGAGUUCACACCUUGUUCAGCAUCGAAGAAUUCAUACUGGAGAAAAACCUUAUCACUGUAGGGAAUGUGGGAAAGCCUUCAACCACAGUUCUUCCUUUAAUCAACAUCAGAGAAUUCAUACUGGAGAGAAACCCUAUGGGUGUAAUGAAUGUGGGAGAACCUUCAGUCAAAGCUCAUCUCUUACUCAACAUCAGAGAAUUCAUACUGGAGAGAAGCCCUAUGAAUGUAAAGAAUGUGGGAAACCUUUCAGGCAUAGGUCAGCCCUUAUGAAACAUCAAAGAGUACACACCAGAGUUUAACCUUGUGCAAAUUUUGAAUAUGAGGAAUCUUCAGGCAACUUUGCUGUUACUAAAUCUCAGAAAAUUCAGGCUGGGAUCAAAAUCCCAUAACGUAAUUGUGAGCUCCUCAAGGGCAGAGCCUAGAUUUGUCUUAUAGUGUUUGGCUGUCACCUGAGUUCCAUGUGCCUAUGAAACCCUUCUUAAGGUUUCUUUUGUGAUUGACUAAUCUUUGUUUCUUGUUAUUUAACUUUUGUUAACAGUUAUCUUCUAAGGGGGAGGGUAUAUAAUUUUUGCUACUUCAGAAAUGAUGGAAUUCAUAUCCCAGGAAAUUGAGGAUUGUAUUUCAGUUUUGGGUUGUCAGUGCCCUUUCCUCAGGAUGUAUAAUGUAGGCAGCUGAGUUCUCUGAAAUGAAUUGGGGACAACUUUUUAAGAAUGUCUAAGAAGACAGUCACUGGCCUAGAGAAUAGGAGAAUGGCAGCUAUUUAUGGUUCACAGUCAUUUUGACCUCUGAGAAGAAGAGACUGGAUCUUGGGGCAGGUAAAAAGAGUGUUCAGCAUAAUAAUAAUCAUGUCUGUUAAUGAUUACAACUACUACCCUCUGCUUCCCUUAGCCAGAGGAGGCCUUGAGGUCUGUGUCUUAAGAUCCAUACCCUCAGUCUUAUCUUGCCCUUUGGGACAACUCACUUCCUUACCACCUUCUUCAGAGUUGUUAAAGUACUUCCUGUUUUCUCUCAGGUUAGUACUAAAAAAUGACAAUUUGGAAGAGAAAUUACAGGCUUAGUUUCUAGAAUAGGUACCUAGUCUAUGAACUCUCUAGGCCCUUCUGGCCCCUUAGAAGGUAGAGAAGACACUACUCACCUUCUUUGACCCUGGAAGUCCCAGUUUUCCAUAGUGCUAUGAGUUUGGCUGGAGUGACUUCAUUUUUUUCCUGAUUUGUGACUCUAUAGACUUUUCCGGCUAUAGUGUUGGAAAGAGAUUUACUUUGUACCUUUCUUUGAUCAGUCAAUGUCCUGAAAGCUAUUGCUACAGAGGAGUGGGUACGUAGAUGUGCAUAGGAUGUAUGUGUUGUGAGCACAUGUUUAUCUUUAUUGGCCACACAGCAUUGAAUUGUCUCCCAGCAUCAGAAUAUGAUACUGCUUUUCAAUCUGCCCUGCUUUAUGACACUAGUCAGGGGGUUGUAGCCCUGGGAAUUUAGAAGAAGGUGCUUUGGUAACCAUACCAACAGAGUUCGGCUUGGACAAGCUAGGCAGCUCAAGGAUAGACCACAAGCAUGGAUGCAAUGGCAGCUGAUCAAUCAUGAACUCUAGUGUGGUGCAUGGACAUUAGGCAAGCAUCCCUUCCACUACCCUAGGGAAAUGGCAUCACAGCCAUUUUGUGAUGGAAUGGUCAACAAUCUCUGGAUAUUUCUUUUAGACCAAUUAAACUAUAUCAGUAGUCCCUGUCCAGGAUAUGAAAAUAUCAAGCAGUGGGCCAAAAUAAAAAAAACUAAAAUCCUGAAUGGGUUAUGGUCCCAGUGUUCAGUCACCAUAGAAUUAGAUGGAAGCAUCAUGGUAUUUUGAUGACAGGAUAGAGGGUUGGUGGCUACUGAAGUAUAUUGUAAGCACUGUGAGGCAUAGGGUUCAGAUGAGAGGGAAGGCAAUUUAAUCUUAAAAACUAUUAAUCUAGCUCCUGGGUAUAAAAUGUUAUGAUACAUAUUUUAUUUUCAUUUAUUUAUUUUGUAAAUUUUUGAUUCAUUUUAAACUUAAAUACAAAGCAAGAAAAGAAAAAAAGAGAACGUACACAGCAGAAUGUGAGAAGAUUCAGUACACAAAAAUAAAUUUCCAUUUUAAGAAAACCUAUAUAAUAAGUAGUAUACAUUAUCUGAAAAGCUGCCCAGCUUUUCUUUGCUUCCUUAUAGGUUUUCUUUUGUUUUCUGCUGUGCACUUUUUACUUUUUUCCCCCUUCCUCUCGCCCUCCCCUCUGAAGAAGACUAUUAUUCAACACCAGUAUACAUAUGCAUAGACACACAUACACACGCAUACACAUAUACACACACACGCACGCCUACAUAGAUAUCUUUAAACAUACACACAUAUACAUAUACACUUAUACACAUAUAAGUAAGACCAUACUAUGCUUAUUUCCAGUUAUCUCUUUCUUUGGAGGUGGAUAGCAUCUUGCUUCAUAGGGCCAAGUCUUUCCAUGUUUUUUCUGAAUCAACUAGUUAGUCUUUUCCUAUAUCACAAUAGUAUUCCAACACAAUCCCAUCCUAUCUGAGAGAUUGUCUGUCAAAGUAUUUUCCCAAUUUUUUGCAUUCCAUCUAUUCUUGGCUACAUUGGUUUCAUUUAUACAAGAAAAUUUUAGUUUAAAAUAUUGAAAUUAUCCAUUUUACUCUUCAACAAUGCUCUUGCCUUAUAGUUUAAGGUCUGAUAUUACUGAAUCUCCUUCUUUACAUCUUUUUCCUCUGUUUUUUUAAAAAUUCCUGACCUUAUUCUAAAUGAAUUUUGGAGUUGUUUUUUCUAACUCAGUAAGAUAAUUUUUUAAUUAUUUUUUCUAACUCAGAUACUUUUUUAGUAAUUUAAUUGGGAUAGCUUUGAAUAAAUAGGUUAGGAAUAAUUGUCAUUUUUUAUUAUGUUAGUUUCAACCUACCCGUGAACGAUAAAUAUUAGUCCAAUAUGAUACAUAUUUUAGAUACCAGGUGAGCAUGGACUGUCUAGGCCUCUCCUCCAAAGGCAUGUGAUUUUCUGGGAAGACAUUGGGUGAGACAUGAUAUAAGGGUAGAGUUUGAAAUUGAAAGAGGUAAAGGACCUAUACAUGUUAGAGAAGUCAUAGAAUCACUAAGCCUAAGAGUUUGACACCUCAGAAAUUAAUAUUCACUACAAUAUCUAUGACAAGCCUCUGAAGACCUCUUGUCUGAACAACCCCUUCUACUUUGGUACGUCUCUGAUGUUUGGAAGAUUUUAGGGACAUCAGAUGUAGAUGUGUCUGCAGAGACUGCCCCUGACACUACGGUGGUUAAAUCUAAUCCUUCUACAUGACAGGCCUUUAGGUACUGGAAGACAAUUAUGUUACUUCAACUGAUCCUCAUGGGCAUCUUCUCCAGUCUUCUGUCUUGGGUGCCCUGUUCUGGACAUGCCAUAUCUUGUCUGUGUCCUCAAAACCUAUUGUGUUUCUAACAACAAUGUUGUUAGCAGCUGCUGUGGGGGUGUAAGACCAAUAACACCACUAUACAGGAGGGCUGCUAGCACAAGUUCUUUGAUCUGCUUUUCUAAGGAGAGCAACUUUAAGGGGUUUACAAUCUCACUUUAAUUAAACAUAUAUAUAUAUAUCAUUCAUUUAGUUCAGGGGGAAAAGUCAGCACCCUGAACUUCAGAGAAAAUAUACACAGAAAUUACAAGCAGAAAUUAUGUAAACAGAUCAAAUAAUGCAAAUCAACAGACAGGCUUCUAGCUGUCUGACCAAGACAAUACAUACAUAGUUACCAGAGAGAGAGAAGCACCAACAUCUGGGUUUUUCAAAGAGGGGAAAGAGAGGAGGGUUCCUUAAUGGCUACCCAGAGUCUUGUCUGGGCAAAUCACAGGAACACUCUUCCAAUGAGUAACCGCCAAAGGAAAAUGCUAACCUCAGAGCAUAUGGGGCUUAAUGCCUAUUUAGCAAAAGGGUGUAGGCCUGAGGCUUAGCAUCUACAUAGCAAAAGGGUGUGGGAAAGAUCUCUAAUCACACUAUCACCACAUCAUGUAUAUUGUUUCCAAUCAAUACCUCUUGAUUCAAACAAAGGCAAUACUCAAAGGCACUUGAUUGCUUUAGUGCUGAGAAGCACUCCAAAAUAAAAUAUAACAAAAAGUCCCACUUUGCUUGCCAUUACAGUCUCAUUGGCUGGCAAGACUUCAUUCUUUAACCCUGAUAAAGCUCUGCUGGUGGCUAGAAUUGAAUAGAAUAUUCCAGAUGUAGUCCAACUAGAGCUGUUAGCAGCAGAACCUUUCCUCUCUUGAUUGAUGCUGAUCAUGUCAAUAAAGCUUAGUAUGGCGUUGACUUUUUCGACUGCUGUCACAGUGCUGACUCUUACUGGACUUGUGGUCCACUGGAAUCUCCAGAUGUGUGUGUGUGUUGUGCGAACUGAUGCUUCCCCUUCAUUUUAUUUGAUUCAGGCCAUUAUGUUAUGUUAACAAAAUUCUUGUAAACUAACUCUUGUCACCCAACAGGUUAGC